Suillus fuscotomentosus is the source of this 2928-nucleotide messenger RNA. RefSeq lists its product as uncharacterized. Lineage: Eukaryota; Fungi; Basidiomycota; Agaricomycetes; Boletales; Suillaceae. The transcript has 12 exons. Bases 1 to 2928 code for a protein of 975 amino acids. The record is from RefSeq and is a predicted model, not a curated record.
AUGCCCAUCGCUCGCAGGGACCACAGUUCUCUCCAGUUUCCUUGUGGUUACUUACACUGCACACGUCAUUUCAAGACUCAGGGAGGGCACAAAAAACAUUGGAACACUUCACACCCGAUAUUCAGACCAGCUCCUGCUACCACCAGCAUCUCGCACACCACUACAGUUGAAGAGCAGCCUGAAGUACUGGAUGGCCACUUUCCAGCAGGUCAUGAUGACAUCUCUGCAGGCGGUGACAAUUUUCCUGAGGGUAUAUCUGACCCAAGUCCAGCACUUGAUGAGCCUGACAUUCCAGAUGAUUUGAAUGCAGAAUUUUUUGGGCCAGGUGAUAGAUUAUACCACAACUAUCACCCCAAACUAAAUGCUCGUCCUUGCAACGUGACAGGACGAUUCCUUGCAGAUGGAGCGCCCCCAACACCACCUCCAAUCAAGUCACCCAAUGACUGGGCUCCAUAUCGAAAUCGUGUUGAGUUUGAGACUGCGGAAUUUCUUUACACGCGCAACCAAAUGUCUGCCGGAGACAUCAAUACUUUAUUGGAUCUUUGGGCUGCAACCCUCCUCAAACACAAUGACAAACUUCCAUUCGCAGACUACUACCACGAUUUGUAUAAAACUAUUGACGCUAUGCCAGUAGGUGAUGUCAAAUGGCAAUCCCUCAAGGUCCAGUACACUGGGGAGAAGCCCAAAACCAAUGUACUACCCUGGAUGGACCAAUUCCACGAUGUUAUUUGGAACAUGUUGGGGAAUCUGGACUACACUACAGAGAUGGAUUAUUGGCCCUACCAUGAGUAUUCGACUGAUGGCAAUGAACACCAAUGGCAGGACUUCAUGUCUGGUGACUGGGCAUGGAACCAAGUGGAAACUAUUUCUGAAGAUCCGGAUACACUUGGCUCGACAUUUGUGCCGGUUGUACUCGGAAGUGACAAGACAACAGUCUCAGUGGCGACUGGUGCCAAUGAUUACUAUCCCUUGUAUGUAUCAAUCAGGAAUGUUCGUAAUAAUGUCCGACAUGCACAUCGUGAUGCUGUUGCCAUCAUUGGCUUCCUCGCUAUGCCAAAAACUACAGAGGAGCAUGCAAAAGACCCAAAAUUUCGGAAAUUCCAUCGGCAACUCUUUCAUUCAUCUGUCGCCAAGAUUCUCGAGAAUCUAAGGCCUGGCAUGACCACACCAGAGGUUGUACACUUCGGUGACAGACACUAUCGGCAUGUAAUUUAUGGCCUUGGACCAUACAUUGCAGAUUACGAGGAGCAGGUUCUACUAGCGUGCAUAAUGCUCGAUUGGUGUCCAAGUUUAGACACAAAGUCAUUGUGUCGUCGUCGUGACCAUACAGAAGUGUUAGUUGAAGAGGCAACCUAUGGUGCUUUGUGGACGGAGUAUGGGAUCGUUGGCGACCUUGUUCCGUUCACAAACAAUUUUCCAUGCGGCGAUAUUCACGAACUUAUCGUGCCAGAUAUCCUGCAUCAAUUGAUUAAGGGAACCUUCAAGGAUCACUUAGUCAAGUGGGUUGGACAGUAUCUGCAACACGUCCAUGGUACGAAAGAAGCAGAGAAAAUUCAGGCUGAUAUAGAUCAAAGAAUUGCUGCAGUUGCUUCAUUUGCAGGUCUCCGACGAUUUCCAGAAGGUCGGGGAUUCAAACAAUGGACGGGCGACGAUUUGAAAGCACUCAUGAAGGUUUAUUUACCUGCCAUCGAAGGUCAUGUCCCAACAGAUGUGGUGCGCAUGUUUCGUGCAUUUCUCGAAUUUUGCUAUCUCAUAUGGCGCAACAUCAUUACAGAAUCUACUUUAGGUCAAAUUCAGGAGGCUCUUGACCGAUUCCAUCAUUACAGGCAGAUAUUCGAAUCUAUGGGUGUUGUCUUCAUGUUCUCUCCCCCUCGGCAACACUCUUGUUCCCACUAUAUCCUCCUUAUCCGACUUUUUGGUGCGCCCAAUGGCCUUUGCUCCUCAAUCACCGAGAUGAAACACAUCAAAGCUGUCAAGGAGCCAUGGAGGCGCUCAAGUCGCUACAAAGCCCUUGGUCAGAUGUUGGUGACAAACCAGCGCCUCGUUAAGCUUGCAGCAGCACUCAUUGAUUUCAAGAACCACGGGAUGUUGAAUGGCACCUGUCUGUCUGUGACACUCAAGGCAUUAAUGCCAGUACUCUUCAAUGCUGAUGUUACUAUACAGGGUGAUAAUGAAGAUGGCGAAAUUGACAAUGGCCCAACACUGGUGCAGGCUCACGUUCAGUUGGCAAAGACCCAUUGUAAGCUAUUUCAUAUUUUACAAAUCGCAGAAAAAUGUGCAUGCACUAUACCCGAGCUAUCCAUGGAACUCUCUAUCCCCAAUCUCUACAAUAUCCUCCACCGCUUCCUAUUCGAACAAGUGUACCCAGACAACCAGUGCCCUCCCUCUGAAGUCCGGCUUUCGAGAUGUCCUCGAUUUGAUGGCAACAUCCAAGUCUUCAAUUCUGCAUCUUCAACAUUCUAUGCACCCAGCAACUGCAGUGGAAUUGGUGGUAUGCGCCAUGAGCAUAUUCGUGCCUGUCCUAUGUGGAGAAACGAGGCGCCCCAGUAUGACUGUGUGUUUUUUAACACAGAUGCAAGUGUUGAAGGGAUGGGGGGCAUGGAGAUAGCAUGUGUAAUGUGUUUUUUUUCUUUCACAUUCAAUGGAGUUUCGUAUCCGUGCGCUGUGGUGCACUGGUUUGACAAAGCCAGUGACAGACCUGACCAGGACACUGGGAUGUGGAUUGUGACACCUUUGUUUGAUACUGACCAUUCUUUUUCUGUUGGAAUCAUCCAUAUUGAUUCUAUUUACCAUGCCGCACACCUCAUUCCAAUCUAUGGAGCACAGAUCAUUUCAUGCGACAUCAAGCACUAUGACUCAUAUGACGCUUUUCAAGCAUUCUAUCUGAACAAGUUUGCAGACCAUCAUGCUUUUGAGAUCGCGUCCUAG